This is a messenger RNA of Chrysochloris asiatica (Cape golden mole), 312 nucleotides long. RefSeq names its product histone H4-like. Gene Ontology annotation, molecular function: DNA binding; structural constituent of chromatin; protein heterodimerization activity. Gene Ontology annotation, biological process: nucleosome assembly. The record is from RefSeq and is a predicted model, not a curated record. Gene Ontology annotation, cellular component: nucleosome. The transcript has a single exon. NCBI's taxonomy places the organism in Eukaryota, Metazoa, Chordata, Mammalia, Afrosoricida, Chrysochloridae. Bases 1 to 312 code for a protein of 103 amino acids.
AUGUCUGGUCGCGGGAAGGGCGGUAAAGGCUUGGGAAAAGGUGGCGCUAAGCGACAUAGGAAAGUUUUAAGAGAUAACAUCCAGGGGAUUACGAAGCCUGCUAUUCGUCGUUUGGCGCGCCGCGGCGGCGUUAAACGCAUCUCUGGUCUCAUUUAUGAGGAGACGCGCGGUGUUCUGAAAGUGUUCUUGGAGAAUGUAAUUCGGGACGCCGUUACUUACACAGAGCAUGCCAAGCGCAAGACGGUUACUGCCAUGGAUGUAGUCUACGCCCUGAAGCGUCAGGGCCGCACACUCUACGGCUUUGGUGGCUGA